Messenger RNA from Silurus meridionalis, 3340 nucleotides. It is a transcript of the gene cxcr3.1, whose product is annotated as chemokine (C-X-C motif) receptor 3, tandem duplicate 1. Gene Ontology annotation, cellular component: membrane. The coding region runs from base 87 to 1163 and encodes 358 amino acids. The record is from RefSeq and is a predicted model, not a curated record. Lineage: Eukaryota; Metazoa; Chordata; Actinopteri; Siluriformes; Siluridae. The transcript is spliced from 3 exons. Gene Ontology annotation, biological process: chemotaxis; immune response; G protein-coupled receptor signaling pathway. Gene Ontology annotation, molecular function: chemokine receptor activity.
UUGUCUACCAAUGAGAGAGACAGUUCUCUGUGUGUCUAUGUGCAUUUCUGAGCUGUUUUUUUGAGCAGAUUACACGCUGAUAUAAAAUGGAAACUAUUAAAGUUUCAGAUAUAGAUUUUAGUGGAUUAAAUGACACCUAUGAUGAAUAUGAAAAUGAUAAAGAUUGUUGUGGAAUGGUGUGUGAACAGCACACAAGUAUGCAUUUCGAGGCCAUCUUCAUCCCCGUUCUGUACUCGGUGGUGUUUGUGCUGGGGCUGUUGGGAAAUGGCUUGGUGCUUUUUGUGCUGUGCCAGAAGAGGCGGACAUGGAGCGUGACAGACGUCUUCGUCCUACACCUGAGCGUGGCUGACUUGCUGUUACUCUUAACCAUGCCACUCUGGGCUGUGGAUGCAGUGCAAGGAUGGAGCUUCGGCAAUAGUUUCUGCAAGCUCUCUGGAGCGAUGUUUAGGGUCAACUUCUACUGUGGUAUCUUCCUGUUGGCCUGCAUCAGCCUCGAUCGCUACUUUUCCGUAGUUCAUGCAGUGCAAAUGUACUCACGCUCAAGACCGUUUCUGGUGCAGUUUAGCUGUUUGGCUGUUUGGUUCUUCUGUCUACUUCUCUCCAUCCCUGACUGGAUGUACCUGAAAGCCGAAGCAGACUCUAGACGAAACAAUAAAUAUGAAUGUACUCACCAUUACCCAUCUUCAGAAUGGCGUGUGGUAUUACGUGGGCUCUACCACGUGUUGGGAUUUUUACUUCCCGCCAUUGUUCUGCUCUACUGUUACACUCGUGUCGUGGUGCGGCUUCAGUUUGGAUCUCAGGGUGUACAAAAGCAGAGGGCUGUACGAAUUGUCCUUGCCUUGGUGGUGGCAUUUUUCAUCAGCUGGCUACCCUACAACGUCACCCUGCUGGUGGAUACUCUCUACACCAACCAAACCAGCAACAAUGAAACAAACUGUGAAACUUCCACAGCACUGGACUUUGCUCUAAUAAUCACCUCUACUCUGGGUUACAUGCACUGCUGUGUGAACCCGGUUUUGUAUGCGUUUGUUGGAGUAAAGUUUCGGCGCCAUCUGCUGGACUUGAUAAAGCCAUUCAGAUACAGGCUGCAGUCCAGAGUGGACACUGUGUCACGCAAGAGCUCUGUAUGGUCUGCAGACACAUCACAAACAUCAGCUUUCUGAUGGAGCAAUACACACACACUUCUAAAGUGAAUUUGGACUUGUCUUGAUUCUGCUAACCCUGGGUAAAUUUGAUCAUACAAACAUAAAAAUUGUAGUCAAAUUAUGUGUGAACAGAUCUCUUUUCAUGAAUUUCUUAAAUAGCAGUAAACAUCAGAAGUUUUAUAUAAUGUGCUCAGGAAUAAGAAUUUGUGGAAUUAAGUUUUUAGAACGGAUGAGUUUUUGUUCAACUUAGCUGUUCAUUGGAUUGUGAAUAACUAGUCUUAUUGAAGCUUUAAUCCUGGAUGAACUAUAGACAGUUUAGGGAAGCACAUGGUUUAUUCAUUUAUAUAGGCAGUGUAUGGUUAGUGCUGGUCUAGGAAAGCAUAUACUGUUUAAUAUAGGUUUUUUUAGAUGGUUGGGUAAAAGAGUCUUUUGUCAUUUUUCUGAAAUAUUUGUGUAUAUAUAUGUAUCAAGGUUUCUCAUUUUCUCUCAUCUCAUUUUAUUUCUUGUUCCAGUUUUAGAAAAAUGUAUAAAAAUGUAUCAAAUUAAUCCAAAAAUAUUUUUUUGGAAAGGUGGGAACAUUGCACAAGCAUUGGCAGGACAAAAUUUUUAUUACAGCAGAAAAUUCAAAAAUGAUCUCUGCACUCCUUAAAGACAUUAAGAAGAAAACAGGGUGGUGUGUUGAUCGGUUCAUUGCUUUAAGGAGAAAUGGAGCAUCUUUAAUGUCUUCAGUAACACACACACACACACACACACACACACACACACACACACACACACACACACAUAAAUGAAUAGAUAUUAAUCUAUUAAUCAAUAGAUAGAGAGAGAGAGACAGAGAGAGGAAGAGAGAGGAAGAGAGAGGUCAUUACGACAGCGUAUUAGAGCCACUAUGGGAUAAAAAGAAAUUGGAAGCGGAGGGGCAGGGAAUUUGCCAGUUAAAAACAAAUUUUGAGUUGAAAAAAAAUUUCGAGAAGAAAUGACAAGAAAAAACUCACAAAUUUACGAGAAACUUUGUUUUAUAAACGUUUUGUGAUUUCAAUUAAUCAAUAGAUAGAAAUAGAUAGAGGGAAAGAAUGUUUUACAUCAUUUUUUUUUAUGUAUAUGUUACAUUUUUUUUGAGUUGAGGUGGAAUGUUUAUUUACUAUGUUGACUGGUUCUAAAAUUGAGAUAAAAAAGAUCAUUAUUUUUGACUUGGAUAAAAAAAAAAAAAAAAAAAAAAAGACGAAUAAUUCUGAUAGUCACAUUUUUAUGCUAAAUGUGUUAAUAUUAUUAGGUAAGUUCUAUAUACACAAAUGUAAAUGGUCAGCAAGAUGCCCAAAGUAUUUAGAAUUUUUACAAGAACCUUUAAACCAGUAAACAAUCAGAACUAAAAAUACUCAAAGAUCUAAAUUCCUCCUUUUUGUUGUAACCAUGUAUACCCUCCUUUAAUUUUUGUAUUUUUAUUAUUCAAACAUUUCAGUAUUAUAUUUACGAUAUUUUAUUAUAAUGUGAAUGUAAACUUUUUUUGUCUUUCGAUAGAAAAAAAAAUUGAUCUUUCUAUAGAAAAGAACCGGAAGGGGAGGGGAAGGAUAUUUUCCAGUUUAAACUUAGAUUUUCAAGUUGUAAGUCGAAAUUUUCAAGUUUAAAACCCUAUAUUAAAACUAAUAUAAUUAAAGAUUAUAAUUAAAUUUUUUGAGGAAAAAUAUUGAAAAUGUAUUGAAAACACAAACAUUUGUGGCAUUUUGAUUUCUAUCAAGGAAGAAAACCAGUCGGCACUUUGUAUGCAUUAUGCCUUGCAUUUUCGCUUGGAUUUAGUACAAGGAAAUACUUGUUAUUUUAGCCCAGAAUCACCAGAUCAUCAUAGUGAAAAUUGUAUUUUCUUCAUGUAAACGUGUGCUGUUUUCUUAUUCUGAGUUUUAAACAUGGAAAUUCUGACUUACGACUUGAAAAUUCUAAGUUUUAAACUCAGAAAAUCCCUGCCUCUCCCCUUUCAGUUCUUUUUUAAAAUCCGAUACACUGUAAUAUUAUAUGCGGUUUUCUUCCUUGAGUUUUAAACUCGAAAGUUUUGAGUUUAAAAUUUCGGAAAUUCCCUGCCCCUCCCCUUCAGGUUUUAUUUUUGUGUUUAUCCAAUAGUGGCCGUAAUACGCUAUCGUAGGCCUUAGAGCUUUAUGUAAAUUUUUCUGUUUGUAUUUUUUUAAAUAAACUGUAUUACCAAG